AACAACAAAAAUCAAAGAGAAUUAAGUGAGAAUCUCACCCUACUGAAAAACUUUUUAACAGCAAGAGAAAUCACUAACAGAGUGAAGAGACAACCCACAACUUGGGAGAAAAUGUUUGCCAAGUGUUUCUCAGACUAAGUAUUACUAUUGAGAGCACGGAAAACUAAAAAUUUUCAGUCUUCCCAGAUAUAAAGACCCAAUCCAAAAAUGUGCAUCUGAGGUGAAAUACACAGUUCUCAGAUGAAGAAAUAAAAACAGCAAAUAAAUAUGUGACAAAAUGUUCUGCAUCACUCGUCAUUUAACAAUUGCAAAUUAAAUAACACUGAUAAGUCACCUUGCCCCAGAAAAAAUGCCUACUGUCAAGAAAUCAAGCAAUAACGAAUGCUGGAGGGGUUGUGGGGGGAAAAGCAACCCUUCUCCAUUGUUGGUGGUAUUUUUUAACUUUUAACUUUUUAACUUUCAAAUAAAAUGGGUUUGGGAGAAAAAACAAGGACUGAGGUAAAGACUUCCAGUGCAAAUACUCAUCAGACGAGCUGAGGUCAACAUUCCAGAAAAUAGCCAGCUCCAGAAGCCUCCACCAUGUUUCAUUGGGGACCCACACUUACAGGUGGGUUUAUUUUCUGUAAUUAUUCUUGGUGGGGAAGACAGGCAGGGGGGCAGGAGCCAAUCAGUGAUGAAGAGACUGGCUGUAAGAACUGUCCAAUCAGGCGGGCCAAGGUAGGCGGUCUCUUCCAGUGUCAUGGCGUCAAUUGCAAGGCCAGGGCAAAAAAGAGAGCGCUAGAUGUUUGCUAGACCACUAUUUUUUGCUUCUAUUCUCUGUGGACUGCUUAAAAAGAACCUGGGAGACCUCCAAACUACGCAAUGGAGGUGGUGACCUUUGAGGAUGUGGUCGUGAACUUCAGCAAUGAGGAGUGGACUUUGCUGAGUCCAUCCCAAAAGAACCUCUACAGAGAUGUGAUGGGCGAAACCUUUAGGAACAUGACUGCAAUAGGAGGACUUGGGGAUAUCCAGGAAGCUGAAAAAGAAUGCAAAAUUUACUGGACAUACUUAAGAAAUGACAAGGUAGGGAAAUCCUAUGGACGUACAUCUUGGAAUCAGUGUAGAGAAGUAUUCCUUUGUACUGCAGAAGGUAAUGUGAAUGUGAAAGAAGCAGAAACACACCACAAUGUUCAGAUCCAUGAAACAUAUGGCACUAGUGAGAAAUCCUAUGUAUGUCAGCAAUGUGGAAAAGGGUUCACCAAAUCUCGACAUUGUAAGCAACAUGAAAGAAUUCACACUGGAGUGAAACCAUAUGUAUGUAAGAAAUGUGGGAAAGCUUUUAACACAUGGACAAAUUGUAAAAUACAUGAAAGAAAUCACACUGGAGAGAAACCCUAUGUAUGUAAGCAGUGUGGGAAAGCUUUUGAGAAACGGGCAAACUGUAAAAUACAUGAAAGAAUUCACACUGGAGAGAAACCCUAUGUAUGUAAGCAAUGUGGGAAAGGUUUCACACAACAUGGAACUUGUAAGCAACAUGAAAGGAUUCACACUGGCGAGAAACCAUAUGUAUGUAAGCAAUGUGGGAAAGCUUUUACCCGACAUGGACUUUGUAAGCAACAUGAAAGAAUUCACACUGGAGAGAAACCCUAUGUAUGUAAGCAAUGUGGAAAAGCUUUUAACACAUGGGGAAUUUUUAAGAAUCAUGAAAGAAUUCACACUGGAGAGAAACCCUAUGUAUGUAAGCAAUGUGGGAAAGGUUUUACCCGACAUGGAAAUUGUAAGAAACAUGAAAGUAUUCACACUGAAGAGAAACCAUAUUUAUGUGAGCAAUGUGGAAAAGCUUUUAACACACGUGCGCAUUGUAAGGUUCAUGAAAGAAUUCACACUGGAGUGAAACCAUAUGUAUGUAAGCAAUGUGGGAAAGCUUUUAACACAUGGACAAAUUGUAAAAUACAUGAAAGAAUUCACACUGGAGAGAAACCCUAUGUAUGUAAGCAAUGUGGGAAAGCUUUUAACACAUGGGGAGAUUUUAAGAAACAUGAAAGAAUUCACACUGGAGAGAAACCAUAUGUAUGUAAGGAAUGUGGGAAAGCUUUUAGCACACGGGCAAAUUGUAAAAUACAUGAAAGAAUUCACACUGGAGAGAAACCCUAUGUAUGUAAGCAAUGUGGGAAAGCUUUUAACACAUGGGCAAACUGUAAAAUACAUGAAAGAAUUCACACUGGAGAGAAACCCUAUGUAUGUAAGCAAUGUGGGAAAGCUUUUACCCAACAUGGACAUUGUAAGCAACAUGAAAGUUCACACUCAAGAUAAAACCAGUGUAUAUAAGCAUCAUGAAAAUUUUUUAAGCACAAGUACAUAUUGCAUAAUGCGUGAAAAACUUCACACAGGCAGAAAACUUGUAUAUGUAAGGAAUGUGGGAAAGGUUUCAGCAGAAAUGCUCAUUGUCCAAUACAUGAAAAAAUUUACAAUGUUGAGAAACCCUGUUUAUGUGAAGAAUGUGGGAAAGCUUUCACCACACAUGGAUUUGUAAAAUACAUCAAUGACUCCACUCUUGUGAGAAAACCUAUGUAUAUAACAAUGUGGCAAAGCUUUUACCACAUACAGUCAUUGCAAAACACAUGAAAGAAUUCACACUGGGAAGAACCACUGGCUAUGUAAGCAUGUGGAGACACUUUCAGCAGCCAGAUUGUAAGUGAAAUACAUGAAGAAGCUCACACAAGAGAUAAAUCCUAUGUGUUAUGAAAAUACUCUCAACACACAUGAUCAUAUUUACAUAUCUGAAAGAGUUCACUUUAUCCUAUGUGCAUUAACAAUGUGAUAAAUAUGGCUAUCCAUGUUUGUUGUUAAAUACAUAGAAAAAGCAGCACUCUUGAGACAGUUUAAAUCUAAGUUUACUUUAAAAAUUCCAAGUAGACCUGAAGAAAUAAUCAAUACAGAAGUUUGAUAUCAAUAUUUCUUCAGAAAUGACAAAUCUGAAGUGGAGCUCUACUCAAGUACAUAUUUUGUAUGGUUUUCAGUUAAUCACUUAUACCUCUUUAGAUUUUUUAAAGUGUCUUUGUGCUUCAACAUGGCAUCUUGUAAUUAAACAUGGUAAACUGAAAUGGGCUUUUCACUUUCAAGUAUGGAUAGUGUCUAUGUACUUAAUAUUUUGUCUUUAAACCUUAAUUUUUAUAUUUUUGGUGAAUUAUUUUUAUUUAAAGAAAGAAAGCAAAAAGUGUAGAAAUAAUACAAAAGUUCUGAAAAAUAAACAAUAAGAAAUCACUAGUUGAUUAGUUACAUAUUAUCAUCUUAGAAGUAAUUGUGCAAGUUGCAAAAUUAAAGCAUACAAAGUGAUAUUCAAAUAAUGACACUGCAAACAGUUCACCUCAGUGAUCCAACAAAAACUUAUUAAUGAUUAUCUGUUCUACAAACUUGUUUUUUAUCUAAAAGAUGGUAAGAUUAAAUAUGACAAAACAGAACAGUUCAUAAGGAAACAAGUUAAGGAAACACAGGUUUCAAAGCAAGUCCACUGAGAUGUUCAUUUUCUAUCUUACUGUCUCUAGUUUUCUUCAAAAUAGUUGUUCCCAUCUUCACAUGCAUUGAAUAUAUACUGAACAUUAUAGAACUAAUCAAAUAAUUACAGGAUGAUAAAGGCUUUUUUGAUCUUCAAGACUAUUUUGGGGAAGUUGAUAAUGAUUACCAUAAUGUGUCUCAUUCUCUUCGUAGUAGACAUCUUUAUUUUUAUGUAUGCUGAAAUUGAAGAUAAGAGACUAAACUAAUAUCACUCUGAACAGUGAAUAAUAGUAUCCUGAGAAGGAGAAAGGUGAGGAAUUGUCUAAAAAAAGAAGUAAGAGCACAUUGUUAAAAGUGUAUCAGGAUUUAAAAGCUAUAGUAUUUCUGUUGCUCUGUUUAGUUUGAUUAUAUUUUGUUCUGGUCUGUCUACUCACAUUAGAUUUGAGGGCAAAGAGAGAUAACCCAAAAAUGGCAGGUUAUACCAUGAUGGUAAUUGUCCUUAAUUUCCUAUUAACUAAAACUGAAACCUUGUAUUACUUACAUGGUCUUACUAUGACUGAUCUUACUGGAAGCUGGUUUGUUUGAAUGUUAUUUGGCCUUGACUGAUUUUAUUCACAUUUGGUAUGAUUGCUGGUAUCAAGUCCAAGAGUAGAGGAAACUACUCUGAAGAUGAUAAGAUGUGAAAGAUAUAUAUUGGGGGUCUGGGGAUUUAGCUCAGUGGCUUAAGCCCCUGCCUGGCAAGUGUGAGGUCAUCAGUUUGAUCCCCAGUACCAAAAAAUAAAUAAAUAAAAGAUAUAAAUUCUGGGUUUAAUUUUUUUAUUUAAGGAGAAAAAAAGAACAUAAAAAAACAAAGCAGUAAAAGGGUACAAAUAAUACAGAAUUUCAAGAAAAAAAUACAGUAAGAAAUCACUAGUUAAUAGGUUACACAUUGUCUUCUUAGAAACAGUUGUCCAAAUUAUAAAAUUAAAGCAUAUAAAGUGAACAUUCUUACAGCAAGACUGCAGACAGUUCUGUUCAAUGAUCCAACAAAAGCUCAGUAAUAUGGUUUUCCUUCCUACACACUCAGGCAGGCACUUAUAUCCCUUAGACCACCUUCCUUUCCUCCCUUCUUCACAAAAACAAUUACACUUUUGGGUUUUUUUUUUACUUCGAUAGUUCUUAUUAUUUUUUUGAAGAGAAUAAAACCUCAAGUGAGUUAACAAAACAUAAUUGGUUAGAACAUAAGGAUGGGCAUAGUACUUGAUGCAAAAAUAGAAUAUCAGGUGAUCAAAAAUGGUUACCACUGUUCCUCUUGCUAUUUUUAAAAAGAGUUCCCUAUAUAAUCAGGUAUAAUAGAAUUGACAAAACAGUACAGAACAAGACCAAUAAAAUCUAAACUGGAGACCUUACAGAAUUUCAAAAGAAGAUAAUAGUCAAACCAUAAUGGGCAUCAUAGUAAAUCUUAGUGCCUACAAAGUGGUUGCCUAUACCCUCAAACUUGAUACUAUCAAAUAAAAUAGAAUAUAGUAAAAUCAGGGAGAAUAAGAUGGGGAGAGCAAUACUGGGGUUAAAAUCAGGUUAAUAGGAAAACAAAAAAAAGUUACUAUAAUAUAUCCUACUAUUUUUUAACUUAGUUUUCCUUUAAUUGAAAAAGAAGUAAAAAUCGAAUAAUUUUUUUUAAAAAGGGUGGCGAUCGAGAUAAAAGAGACAUUGUAAUAGAACAACACAGGUCAGAACUGAGCAAUUAAAGCAUCAUUCUGUUUCACCUCCAGGUAAUCUAACAUAAUAGUAGUCACCAUAGCGCCUCUUUCCUUGAAUUAUUUGAGUAUAACUUCGUAUACUAUAGAAUCAAUCACAUCAAGACAGUGUGAAGCCAUUCAAGAGAAUGAAAGAAUUACAGGGUAUUUAGAGCCAGUUAACAGAAAAUGAACAACGAUUUCGAUAUUAUCUCUUUGCCUGUAAAAAUUUUUAUUUAUACUAUCACAUACAGUAAAAUAUAUUAAGAUACAAUAUGUUAAAACCAGUGGAAACAUUUACAACAACUUGAUGGGAGUUCCAGAGAAGAUGAUAUUAAAUCAGCACUAGAUUUUAUGAUGUGUUAUUUUCUUCAGAAUAGCUAUUUGUACUAUCACCGAUACUAAAAUCAAAAAACCCAGGGUAAAACCAUUGCACUUAAUGAGUGAAAACAUAUGGAUUCAAACCAAUAUGAUUGGGUAUCAUGAUUACCACAUACUUCUAUGUAUUAUCAUUUCUUAUACUAGGGAAUAUAUUUGGUAUUUAUACAUGUGAGUUUGAUUUAUUUCAGUUAGGAGUAUGGUCUCAGACUGCGUCCAUUUAUUUAUAUGUCAAUGUGAUCAUUCUUUAUAGCUGAGUAGUACUCCAUUGUGUAAAAACACCAUAACUUUUUUAUCCAUUCCUCAGUUGAUGGACACUUAGGUUGUUUCCAAGAUCUGGCUAUUACAAACUGUGCUGGUAUAAAAAUGGGUGCACAUAUAUCACUGUGGAAUGAUGCUUUCAGUUCUUCUGUGAAUAUGCCUAGAAGUAGAAUAGCUGGGUCAAAAGGUGCUUCCAGUCCUAGCUUUCUGAGAAAUCUCCAGACUGAACUCCACAAUGGUUGUGCAGUCUACACUCCCACUAACAGUGCAGGAGAGUUCCUUUGUCCCAACAGCGUUUCCAACAUUUGUUGUUGGUGGUUUUCUUGAUCUUGGCCAUUCUUUCAGGAGUGAGAUGAAAUCUCAGUGUGGUUUUAAUUUGCAUUUCUCUAAUGACCAUUGAUGGUGAACAUUUUCUUAUGUAUUUACUUGUAAUUUGUAUUUCUUCAUCUCAAAAUUGUUUAUUCAUCUCAGAUGCUCAUUUUUGGAUUGGGUCUUUGAAUUUUGGUGUUCUCAUUUUUGAAAAUUCUUUAUAUGUUUUAGACAGAAGUCCUCUGUCUGAGGGGCAGUUCACUAAGAUUUUUUCCCAGUUUGUGGGUUUUCUUUUCACUAUACUGGAGAUUUCUUUUGAUGUGCAGAAACUUUUUAAUAAGAGGUGAUUCCAAUUAUUGAUUCUGGGAAGCAUUUCCCAUGCAGUUUGAGUCCUGUUCAUGAAUUCUCUACCUACUCCUAUGUCUUCAAGGUUUUUACCCAACUUGUCUUUCAAUAGAUUUAGUGUUUCUGUUUUAAUAUUUAGAUCUUUGAUCUAUUUAGAUUUUAUUUUAGUACAUGGUGAUAGACAUGGGUCUAGUUUUAGUUUUAGGCAUAUGGAGAGCCAGUUUUUCACCACCAUUUAUUAAAGAGAAUGUCAUUCUUCCAGUGAAUAUAUUUGGCCCCUUUAUCAAAGAUAAGGUAGUUGAGUGUGUUUGUAGUUGUGGUUGUAUCUUCUCAUCUAUUCCACUGAUCUUCGGCUCUGUUUUGAUUCCAGUAGCAUGUUGAUUUUAUUACAGUUGCUUUGUAGUAUAACUUCAAGUCAGGGAUUGUGGUACCUCCUGCCUUGCUUUUGCUGCCUCUAACUGUCUUUACUAUUCUAGGUUUCUUCUCACACCAGAUGAAUUUUAGGGUGAUUUCUCAAGUUCUAUGAGGUAUGUUGAUGGUAUUUUUAUCGGGAUUGCAUUGCGUCUGUAUAAAAGUUUUGGGAGAAUGGCCAUUUUCACAAUAUUUAUUCUUCCUAUCCAUGAGUAAGGGAUGUCUUUCCUUUUUUUGAAAUCAAAUUCAAUUUCAUUUUUCAGUGUGUUAUAAUUUUCCCUGUAUAGGUCUUUCACUUCUUUCGUGAGAGUAAUUCCUAAAUAUUUCAUUUUCUUGGUUGCUAGUGUGAAGGGUGUGGCCUCUCUUAUUUCUGUCUCUGUGACUUUGUUGUUAGUGUAUAGGAAUGAUAUUGAUUUUUGAGUAUUGAUUCUGUAUCAUGCUACAUUACUGAAUUUAUUUAUUAUAUCUAGGAGUCUUUCAAUGGAGCUUCGGGGAUCUUCCAGAUAAAGUAUCAUGUCAUCUGCAAAUAAUGAUAAUUUAACUUCUUCUUUCCCUAUCUUUACGGCUUUUUUUCUCCCUCUUUUCUAAUUGCUCUGCCCAGUAUUUCCAGUACUAUAUUAAAUAGGAGCUGUGAUAAGGGACAUCCUUGUCUUGUGGCUGAUUUUAAAGUAAAGGCCUUCAGUUUUUGACCAUUUAAUAUGUUACUGGCUGUUGUUUUUUCAUUGCCGGCCUUAAUUAUAUUGAGGUAAGGACCAUCUAUUCCAAUUUUCUGCAAGGUUCUUAUCAUAAAUGAAGGUUGGACCUUAUCAAAAUCUUUUUCUGCAUCUAUAGUAAUGAUCAUGUGACUAUAACUUUUGGCUCUAUUGAUAUGGUCUAUUACAUUUAUUGAUUUACAUAUAUUAAACAAUCUCUGCAUGCCUGGGAUGAAUCCCACUUGGUCAUGGCAUAUGAUCUUCUUGUUGAUUUGCUGCAUCCUAUUUGUCAAUAUUUUAUUGAGGAUUUUUGCAUCGUUGUUCAUUAGGGAGAUUGGUCUGUAGUUCUCUUUUUCAGUUGGGUCCUCCUCUGGUUUUGGUACUAGAGUAAUAUUUGCUUCUGGGAACAAUUUAUGAAGGAUUGCUUCCCUUUCCAUUUCAAUGAAGAGUUUGAGGAGUUUUGGCAUUAGGUCUUCUUUGUAUUUCUUGUAGAAUUCUUCAGUGAAUCCGUCUGGGCCUGGGCGCUUCUUUGUAGGUAAUGAUUUUAUUAUGUUUUCAAUUUCAUUAUUAGAAUUUGGGUUAUUCAGUAGUUUUACAUCUUCAUGACCUAGCUUUGGUAUUUCAUAUGCUUUAGGAAUCUGUCUAUUUCUUCUGUGUUAUAAAACCUUUGAGAGUAGAGGUUUUCGAAAUAGGUGUUGAUGAUCUUCUGUAUUUCAAUAGGGUCUGUAAUAAAUUCACAUCUUUUAUUCCUUAUUGCAUGGAUUUGAACUUUUUCUUCCAUUUUAUAUAAGGUUGGCGAGGGGCUUUUCAAUUUUAUUUAUUCGUUCAAAGAACCAUGUCUUUGAUUCAUUGAUUUUUUGAUUGUUUUUUUAGUCUCUAUUACAUUGAUUUCUGCUCUGAUUUUUAUAAUUUCUUCUCUUCUUUUGGCUUUUGGCUUGACUUGCUCUUCUUUUUCUAGAUGUUUGAGGUAUAAUAUCAGGUUAUUUACUUGUACUCGUUCUGUUUUCCUAAUGUGAGAACUCGUGCAAUAAAUUUUCCUCAGAGGACAGCUUUCAUUGCAUUACACAGAUUCUGGUACAUUGUAUUUGUGUUUCCAUUUGUUUGUAGGUAUUGUUUAAUUUCUUCUUGAAUUUCCUUUGUGACUCACUGAUUACUCAAGAGUGUUAUUCAGUUUCCCCGUGUUUGUGGGAUUUUUGCAGUAUCUUUUAUCAUUAAUUUCUAAUUUCAUAGUGGUAUGGUCUGAUAGCAUGCAAGGGAUAAUUACAACCCUUUUGCAUUAAUUUAAAUAUGCUCUGUGAAUUAAUAUAUGGUCUAUUUUAGAGAAUGACCUAUGUAAUACUGAGAAGAAUGUGUAUGUUGUUGUUGGGUGGAAUACUCUGUAUAUGUGUAUUAAGUCCAUUUGUUCACAGGUGCCAUUCUGUUCUUUUAUUUCUUUGUCAUUUUCUGUCUGGUUGAUCUGUCCAUUGGUGUCAAUGGUGUGUUAAGAUCUCCUGUUAGAAUUGUGUUAAUGCUAAUUUGAUUUUUCAUUUUUGUUAGUACUUGUUUUAUAUAACUGCGUGCUCUGGAGUUUGGUGCAUAUAAAUUUAAGAUAGUUUUCUCUUCCUCUUGGAGUUUUCCCCUAACCAUUAUGUAGUGACCUUCUUUAUCCAUUCUGAUCAUUAUUGGCUUGAAGUUCACAUUGUCUGCAAACAGAAUAGCUACCCCCCCUUUUUUUUGGUUCCUGUUGCAUGAAGUAUUGUUUUCCAUCCUUUGACUUUCAGUCUGUGAGUAUCCUUUUGGAUUUAGAUGGGUUUCUUGUAGACAACAUGUUUGGAUUUUGUUUCUUAAUCCAUUCUGCCAGUUGGUUUCUUCCAAUUGGUCCAUUGAGACCAUUUACAUUAAUGGUUAGAACUGUUAUAUAUUGGUUUAUUGUUGACAUGUUAUCUUUCUGCUGUUGCAUCUUUAUUUUCUGCUCUUUUUAACUAUCUGUUUUGUUUAGUGGUUUUUUCCUAAAUGUAUCUAGGCUGUCUUUCAGGAUUCUUUGCAGAGUUGGCUUGGUGAUCAUGAAGUUUUUCAGCUUUUCUUUAGUAUCUUAUUUCUCCAUCGAUUUUGAAGGACAGUUUUUCAGGGUUCAUCAGUCUAGGUUGGAAAUCAUUUUCCUUUAGGAUCUGAAAUACUUUGCUGCAUGCUCUUCUUGACUUCAUUGUUUGUGCUGAGAAGUCUGCUGUGAUUCUGAUAUGUUUUCAUUUAUAGGUGAUCUGUCUCUUCUCUCUGACAGCUUUUAAUAUUCUAUUCAUUUCCUCAAUUUCUGGGAUGGUCAUUAUUAUAUGUCUGGGUGUAGAUUUAUUUUGGUUAUGCCUAUUUGGAUUUCUAUAUGCUUCACUGAUCUUGAUAUCAGUUUCCAAUCUCGUAUUUGGGAAAUUUUCAGCUAUUACUUCUCUAAAUAUCCUCUUGACAUCCUUUAUGUUGUCCCCUUCUUUUUCAUUUAUCCCUAUCAACCUUAUGUUGUUCCGCUUUGCAUCAUCUUGCACGUGUUCAAUAGUUAUUUCCUGAUUUCUUGUUAUUUUUAAAAGAUCUUUCCUUUCCUGUUCACUGGCUGCAAUCUUAUCUUCAAGGUCUUAGAUUCUAUCUUCAUAUUCAUUGAGACAGUUUUUACAACUUUCAGUGCAGUUUUUGAUUUCCUGUAUAUCACUUUGCAUCCACUUUAUGUAUUCUGUUUGUUUCUUAUAGAGUUCAUCCAGUGAUUCUAUCUUUUUGUUUAGUUCCUCCAAUUUUUUAACUGUGUCUUCUUUAGAUAUGUUCAGAAUCUCCUUCAUUUCUUUUAACAUUUCUUUUUUUUUUACCUACGAGAUUGUUUGAAUUUCUUUAAUGCUUCCCAAAGUUGCUUCUUUAUUUCAGUUACUAUUAUUUCAGGUAUUUCAGUUAUGUGAAAUGUGUUUUCUUUUAUGCACAUGGCUCCUAGGCUUUUUUGGAAUGGGAUGGAUGUUUGAAAUUGCACUUUGGUCUUUCAUUGUGUCAUUUUGCUGUAUUUUCAAGCUUCUAGUGUUGUUCCAAAUGAGGGGGCGAGUUCACCCAGAUUGGGACGGGAUUCCAUGCCUUGGCCGAACUUGCUGGCAAGGUAGGGUGUUCCUCUUGACUGGAAUUGGAAUCUGUUCCUGGGCCCCACUCGCUGGUCCUGGCAGGAAUCUGAGGGCUUAUCCUCAGGUGAGGAAUAGAGUUACCCCAGCCUGGGAAAGGAUUCAGUACCUUGGCCUGACUCCCUGAUUCUGACUCGAAGGUCCCAACUCACUGGUCCCUGUGGGCCUCCACCUGGUCCCCAGGUGAGGAAGGGAGUUCCUCCAGACUGGGAUGGGAUUCCGUGCCUUGGCCUGACUCGCUGGUCCUGGCAGGAAACCAUGGGUUCUACAUCAGGUUUGAUUAUUAACUGCUUUCACAUCCUACAAUGUCUUCAAAGUUGUGUUUUUAUAAAAAUAGCUAUAUAAUGUUAUGCUUAAUUAUAUAGUCCCUGAUGAUGUGGACAAUUCUAUUGAAAAUAACAAGAGAAGGCAUAGUAAGUACUGUGUAUCACCUAAUAUUGUGAUCUUAUGUCUCUUUCAUAUCAUGAUUUUCUAGGAAUUUGUUUUGUUGUCUUAUUUUGAUCUGUUUUCCCCCAUAACACAGAAAGGAUAGAUAUACACAUAGAGAUUCACAAAUGAGAAGAAUUUCUAACCUAUUUAUUGGAACAAAUAAUAUAAUGCAUAAUGUAAUGAACAGAUACACUGAAGAAGAAGUGACACUAAGAAACCCAAUGCUAUUUCUGUAGCAUUAUGAUAUAAAAUUGAACAAUACUAUUAUUUACUGUUCAGAGUGAAAUUAGUCUAGUCUCUUAUUUUUUGGGGAAUUGUAAUUUUAACAUGGCAUUGUUUUAAUAUUUUGAUGCACAUACUUCAUUUUCUCUUUCAUAAAUGAUGUUUCUGAAGUUGAUGCAAUAUUUGGCAUUAAGAUAUACAUUUGUAGAGGAUUGGAGUAUGUGUUUUUGACAAAUAUGUGUUCUUUUCACAUAACUUGUACAUUAAUGAAUGUUAUGUUUUCCAAGUUGUGACAAGACAUCUGCUAAUUUCCUAGCAUCACUGGAUAUCAUACCAUGUAAAUUAUGUUGCCUGAUUUUGUUUCUCAGUGGAGCCAGUAUUGGUCAUUUAAGUAAAACUUUGUUUUUCUAACCAUCAGAAUUUUACUUGUUAUGUUUAUAUUACAUCUUUAUUUGCUAGUAAGGUUUCCCAACGUGUACCAAAUGUAAACCAUACUACUGUGAAUAUCUGAUUAUGCCAUACUGACAGAAUCAUAACGUCUCCAAUAGCACGUCACAAUAUAUAUAUAUAUAUAUAUAUAUAUAUAUAUAUAUAUCCAGAAAUUAUAAAAUUUGGCAUGAUUUAUGAGUAACCAUACUUUGAAAUCAAUGUUUCUUAAAUAUGGAGUUGUUUUGGGGGAAAAGGUUGUUAUUGGAUGUAUCAUGCAAAUGCCUUUAUUUUAUUCCUUGAUGCUGUGAAUGCAUUAUAUAUUUUAUAAUUAUUACUGUUUUUUUCCUAAAAUACUGAAGUAAUGGCAUGAAGCAAAACCUAAAUUUUGAGCUGUCAACACAGUAAAAAUUAAAUUUGCUAAAUUAA
Molecule: messenger RNA, 12207 nt
Organism: Cavia porcellus (domestic guinea pig)
Lineage: Eukaryota; Metazoa; Chordata; Mammalia; Rodentia; Caviidae
Product: zinc finger protein 709-like
Exons: 4
Coding region: 862-2292 (476 amino acids)
Biological process (GO): regulation of transcription by RNA polymerase II
Molecular function (GO): RNA polymerase II cis-regulatory region sequence-specific DNA binding; DNA-binding transcription factor activity, RNA polymerase II-specific
Source: RefSeq, a predicted model, not a curated record